Nicrophorus vespilloides is the source of this 1547-nucleotide messenger RNA. RefSeq names its product probable pyruvate dehydrogenase E1 component subunit alpha, mitochondrial. Gene Ontology annotation, molecular function: pyruvate dehydrogenase (acetyl-transferring) activity. Gene Ontology annotation, cellular component: intracellular membrane-bounded organelle. The coding region runs from base 268 to 1461 and encodes 397 amino acids. Gene Ontology annotation, biological process: pyruvate decarboxylation to acetyl-CoA. The record is from RefSeq and is a predicted model, not a curated record. Lineage: Eukaryota; Metazoa; Arthropoda; Insecta; Coleoptera; Silphidae. The transcript is spliced from 4 exons.
CUGUUCCUAAGUCAUUGAAGACUUAAGUCAUCAGAUUUGUGACUUUGACAAGUGCAAAAUAAAACAGUGGAAAACAUCUUGAAGAUCAAAUAUAUGACCUUUGCGAUCCCGUGGGAACAGUAAACAGAAGGGAUGUUACCGAUUUGCGUGAGGAAUUUGGGCAAAAAAGCCCUACAAACUCAAGUUAUUUAAUGGAUUUAAUUAUAUAAAGGUUGCAAGGAUUUAGAGAGAGAGAGAGAGAGAUAAAGAAAGGAACUAACAGUCAUCAUGAAGCGAUUUUUGGAUAUGUUUAGUAAAAAUACGUUUAAUUUGUCAUUGCAGAAAACUAUACCAGCAGCAGCAGCCAAAGCAAAUUAUGCCACUGAAGCUAGUUUUGAAACGAAACCUUUCAGGUUGCACAAAUUGGAUGAUGGUCCUUCAACUAAUGUUACUUUGAAUAGAGAGGAUGCCUUGAAGUAUUUCACUCAGUUGCAUGGAAUCCGUAGGAUGGAAACUUCUGCUGGUAAUCUGUACAAGGAGAAAAUUAUCAGAGGCUUUUGUCAUCUGUACUCUGGACAGGAAGCUGUGGCUGUGGGCAUGAAGGCAGCUCUGAGGCCUCAGGAUGCUGUGAUCACGGCUUACAGGGCUCACGGAUGGACCUACAUGAUGGGUGUUUCCAUGAAGGGUGUCCUAACUGAGCUGACUGGCAGAGAAAGUGGAUGCGCCAGAGGAAAGGGAGGCUCUAUGCAUAUGUACACGGAAAACUUUUACGGUGGAAAUGGUAUUGUCGGGGCUCAAGUGCCGCUGGGAACUGGCGUCGCUUUAGCAAUGAAAUACCAGAAGAUCGAUGGAGUCUGCGUGAGUCUGUACGGCGAUGGUGCCGCAAACCAAGGGCAAGUCUUCGAAGCUUACAACAUGGCCAAACUGUGGAAUUUACCAUGCAUUUACGUAUGCGAGAACAACGGAUACGGCAUGGGUACAAGUUCAGAGAGGGCCGCUGCAAGCACGUCGUACUAUUCCCGAGGUGAUUACAUUCCUGGUAUCUGGGUGGACGGUAUGGAUGUGUUGGCCGUGCGCGAAGCCACCAAGUUCGCAGUAGAACAUUGUACCAGCGGUAAAGGUCCCAUCAUCCUGGAGGCGGCGACCUACAGAUAUUCUGGCCACUCGAUGUCCGAUCCUGGUACCAGCUACAGGACUCGCGACGAAAUCCAAGAAGUCCGUCAGACCAGAGAUCCGAUCACUUCGUUCAAGGAGAAGAUCGUCGCUUCGAAUCUGGUCACACCCGAGGAGUUAAAAAAAUUGGAGACUGAAAUCCGCGUGGCCGUUGAUGAAGCCACGAAGAAGGCGAAGACGGACAAGGAGGUGCCCAUGGAGGAGUUGACCGGUGACAUCUACGCCACCACGUACGAACCAAAAAUCAGGAACAUCACGCCGUUCAAUCCGCUCGAUCAUAAACGUUACGGUCAAGCCGUCAACCUCUAAAGCAAACCUUCUUUAGAUAUUUUUAAACGAAAAUGAUUAUGUAAAUAUUAAUUAAUUUAUGCCCGAAGCAUUUCCUACUUGUUAAA